AUGCUGGCUCUGGGGCAGAUGGACGGCGCGCCCCGGCAGGGCGCCUUCCUGCUGGGCAGCCCGCCGCUGGCAGCCCUGCACAGCAUGGCCGAGAUGAAGGCACCGCUGUACCCCGCGUACCCCCUACCCGCCGGGCCCGCCUCCUCCUCCUCCGCCUCCGCCUCGCCCGCCUCCGCCUCGCCCUCGCCGCCGCUCGGCUCCCCCGGCCUCAAGGCGCCCGCCGCCUCUGCCGCCGCCGCCGCGGGCGGGCUCUCGGCGCUGGGCACGGCGCCGCCGCAGCUCUCGGCCGCCACUCCGCACGGCAUCAACGACAUCCUCAGCCGGCCCUCCAUGCCCCUGCCGGGCGCCGCGCUCGCCUCCGCCUCCCCCUCCGCUUCCUCGGCGGCGCCCGCCGGGCUGCUGGCCGGGCUGCCCCGCUUCGGCAGCCUCAGCCCUCCGCCGCCGCCGCCGCCCGCCCUGUACUUCAGCCCUGGGGCCGCAGCCGCCGCCGCCGCCGUGGCCGCCGGGCGUUACCCCAAGCCGCUGGCCGAACUGCCCGGCAGGACGCCUAUCUUCUGGCCGGGUGUGAUGCAGAGCCCGCCCUGGAGGGACGCCCGCCUCGCCUGCGCCCCCCAUCAAGGCUCAAUUUUGCUGGAUAAGGACGGAAAGAGAAAACAUACAAGACCCACUUUUUCUGGCCAGCAGAUUUUCGCUCUGGAAAAGACUUUUGAACAGACGAAAUACCUGGCGGGCCCGGAGCGAGCCCGGCUGGCCUAUUCCCUGGGGAUGACGGAGAGCCAAGUAAAGGUCUGGUUCCAGAACCGACGGACCAAGUGGCGGAAGAAGCACGCGGCGGAGAUGGCGACGGCAAAGAAGAAGCAGGACUCGGAGACGGAGCGGCUGAAGGGCGCCUCGGAGAACGAGGAGGAGGACGAUGACUACAACAAGCCCCUGGACCCUAAUUCGGACGAUGAGAAGAUAACGCAGCUCCUGAAGAAACACAAGCCGGGGGGCGGCGGGCUGUUGCUGCAUCCCCCGGAGGGGGAGGCCUCCGUCUAGCCUGCUUCGCCCGCCGCCGCUUUUGGAGAUGUACAGAUCUAUUUUUCUAGACUCUACGCGCCCGGGAGGAGGAGGAGACGCCGGAGGGAGA
Molecule: messenger RNA, 1129 nt
Organism: Serinus canaria (Common canary)
Lineage: Eukaryota; Metazoa; Chordata; Aves; Passeriformes; Fringillidae
Gene: NKX6-1
Product: NK6 homeobox 1
Exons: 3
Coding region: 1-1038 (345 amino acids)
Biological process (GO): cell differentiation; regulation of transcription by RNA polymerase II
Cellular component (GO): nucleus
Molecular function (GO): RNA polymerase II cis-regulatory region sequence-specific DNA binding; DNA-binding transcription factor activity, RNA polymerase II-specific
Source: RefSeq, a predicted model, not a curated record